GUUCAUUUAAGGUACGCGUGUUUCGCGGAGAUUCACUCAAUCGGUUCCUCGAUCUUUGACUCACUUGUGGACCAAAUCGCCGCCGAAACCGAAGCCGAACUCCACGGCUCGCCCGCCCAGCACUCAAAGUCACAGAACAGUUCCCAUAACGGCAACGGCUCAGGCGGUGGACACUAUUACCCUCAGCAACAGCCGUCACCACAGCGGCCACAGUCCGGCGGUGACAGCGGCGGACAUAACGCUAAUAAUGCCAAUCAUUUUUACUAUUCAUUUGACAAUCCAUUGAAUAGCGAACAGCAGAGGAAUAACUUUUUGUUUAGUCACCAAAAACAGAAUCCAAAUCAAAAUAGUUAUCAGAAUCUAAAUAAUAGUAGUAAUGGUAAUCAGAAUCCAAAUUCUUAUCACAAUCCGAAUAAUAACAGUAAUAGUAAUCAGAAUCCGAAUUCCUAUCAAAAUUUAAGUAAUUUCAGUUCAAAUCCCAAUUCGUACCACAAUUUCGGUAAUAAUCCGCAUAAUUACCAGAAUGUCAACAAUAGUUAUCACAAUUUGAACAACAGUUACGGGAGUCAACAGUUUAACGCCAAUUACGGCGACUAUCAGCACAAUUCGCCGCAAAACAUGCGAAACUCACAGCACUUUGACGUCGGCUCCGGCGGUCAUCCGAACCACAGAAACUCACAGCACUUUGAGGCCAGUUAUGGUCAAAACCCCAACGCAUUCAACGCACAGGGCGUUAAUGCGGCCAAUAAUUAUCCCACGAAUCACAUGAACAACCAAAACAGCACUUCGGCAGCCGUCUGGUCCAACACGUCGUCUUCUAUGUCCAACAGUAGUCAAGUGUCGGGCACGUCAUCGCCAGCGCCACCAUUAGGUCCGGCGCCGACACCACCGUUUGGCGGCAGUUUUGGUGGCAGCGGACAAGACAUGAGUCAGUCGAGAGAUCGGCUCAACGAAUCGCCCGCUGUUUUUGCCGAAUUGGAUCCGUUGGGAAUGGACAGGCCAUUCGUGGACAGGUCACAGUUCUUUGCCGAACACAAACAGCCGAAGCCAUCUCUUCGGGAUCUAAACCAGGAUUUGCCGACAAAUAAUCCGAGUUAUGGCACAGAUAUGUCGCCGAUCUGUAGGCAAACCACAAACGAUCAAAUGACUAUAAACAUGUCGUCCGUUCCUCAACGACAGCAAACGCCAUACUCUUCCGCUCCGAACGCCAACCCCUUCGGCGCCUCCUCUGCCUCUUCCAUAUCCAACGACUCCAACUCUAGCCGUCUGUCUCCCAAUCCAUUCAACCCGUUCUUCGCCGCCAACACUACCCGAGCUCUAAACACCGGCCAAACACCGCCACCGAUUCCUCAAACCCCACCACCGGCUCUGACGCCACCGCCGCCCCCGCGGCCGCCCUCUCGCGACUGCCCACCGGUUCCGCCGCGCAAUGACCUCGUGAUGUCGAGGUCGGCGCCCGGCCAGUGGUCUAUGGGGGCGGCGGCCCCGGUAUACGCCGGACCGGCGCCCCAACUCAUGCCAAAGCCUCCGACGCCAGACUUGGCGCCACCGCUUCCCCGCCGACGAACAAUACUUCCGGAGCACAGAUACCAGUGCUUCGAGACGACGACGAAUCGUCAAUCGUAUGAUCCGUUUUCUGGCAACUUCUCGACGACUAAUAGCUUUACCGCCGCCAAUAAUACUAAUACCAUAAACACUGACCACUCAUCGGCGCCUCCAUUGCCUAAUCCGCAGCGCAAAGUGACGCCGGCGUUGAUGUCGUCCCAAUCGGCGCCUUCGUCUACGCCUCCGACCUCUUCGUACUCGCCGUCGACGGCCACCGGACGGCCGCAACCGAUGGCCCGAAGGCUGUCGGCCAAUAAAAACUACGAUCCGUUUGGCACUGCUUUUGUUGAGCCGCAACUGUCAGCGGCUGCCAUGAGGUUAUCGUCUACUUCUUCUUCUUCGGUGUCUAAUCAACAGUUCCAGUCUUCGGUGGCCAACAGUGUGUUCGGCAACUCUGGGUUCAGUGAUGUUCAUUCGGUGUCGUCGUCCACGCAGUCAACGCCCAAACAGUGGACAGAAUCGGUGCCAAACAUCAGACAACAGGACUUGAAGUUGUCUGAAAUAAACUCGCGAUACGAAUGGAUGAACGAAACGGUGGAUGAGAUGACGCCCAGCACUGACUGCUCGACCGACAACCCUCUGAAGGGCUGUUUUGUCGCUGACUUCAAUUCGGUGUUCUCGUCGCCGUCCGACCGCUCGUCUCCGGCCACCACUGCUGGCACUGGCGGUGCGUUUGGCUUCGCGGCCGUCGAUCCCUUCAAACCGUGCAAACCGUCGAAACUGGAUCUGAAUGUACGGCCAAACAGUGAGCCGCCGAUAGCGAUGAGCGCCAGUGGUUUCGGCGGCUUUGACGAAGACUUUUGUCCCAAAUUCUCGGCGCCUAAACAUUGUGUCAGUGAUAGCGAUAAUAAGGCGUCCGUACGGCCGGCGUCUGCCGCCGCGGGACCAGCCGUUACCGUCGGACAGGACGAGGUGUCGCCUCCCGAGCGUAAUAUAUUUAUUGUCAAAUCGGAUCCGUUCGCCGACGAGUUCUUUGCGUAG
Medioppia subpectinata is the source of this 2586-nucleotide messenger RNA. Lineage: Eukaryota; Metazoa; Arthropoda; Arachnida; Sarcoptiformes; Oppiidae. The record is from the annotation of a GenBank genome assembly.